AUGCUUCUCUUCUCUUCUUUCUCACUCUCCAAGUCUCCUCCUCCUCAAAGGUCGUCUUCCUUCACGUGAUUUUUGUUCCCCCGAUCACAAGCUUCUCUCGCUCUCCCUCUCCCUUGCCUUCAACGCCAUCCUCUCCUUGGAGUCCGCUUCAAUCAACCGGUAUCUCUCACUGAUUUCGAAGAUGAUUCGUCCAUAUUCGAUCUGAUUCCGCUCCAUAGAUCGAGAAAGCUUUGAGCUAAACGAGAUACAAACUCGAGCCAGAUAAAUAUAGAAAGAGAGAUUUGACUCUGCGUAUGUAAACCGUUUUCUAACGGACUCAAUGGCGGGAAAAUCGAAUUAUUCGCGAUUUUACUGAGAGAUCAUAAUAAUGAAGAAGAAGGCGUCAUCGCAGAAGAAGCUAAUAACCAGAUGGAAGAGGAAACUAUUCGCCACGUUGAUGUUUGCUUUCUGCUUGGGAAGCUUCGUAUACUUCCAAGCUCGUUUCAACGGAAUCGCCGCUUCGCUUAAACCUCGUAUCGAUCAGAAACCUCAGAUUGCUUUCCUCUUCAUUGCUCGGAAUCGUCUCUCUCUCGAGUUCGUCUGGGAUUCAUUCUUUCUGGGUGAGGAUGGAAAGUUCUCGAUAUAUGUUCACUCUAGACCUGGAUUCGUACUUAGUGAGGCUACUACUCAGUCCAAGUACUUCUUGAAUCGCCAAGUUAAUGACAGUAUACAGGUAGAGUGGGGAGAAGCAACCAUGAUUGAAGCAGAGCGUGUAUUGCUUAGACAUGCACUUAAAGAUCCUUUUAAUCACCGCUUUGUUUUUCUUUCUGAUAGCUGCAUACCUCUGUACAGUUUCAGCUACACGUAUAACUACAUCAUGUCAACACCAACUAGUUUCGUUGAUAGUUUUGCAGAUACGAAAGAUAAGCGUUAUAAUCCCAGAAUGAAUCCCGUAAUUAAUGUUCAUAACUGGAGAAAAGGAUCACAGUGGGUCGUUCUGAAUAGAAAACACGCAGAAAUUGUGGUGAACGAUACAAUUGUCUUGCCUAUGUUUCAGCAUCAUUGCAGGCGGAAAUCACUUCCAGAGUUUUGGCGAGAUCGUCCUGUACCAGCUGAAGGUUGGAAGGAGCACAACUGUAUACCUGAUGAGCACUACGUUCAGACAUUGCUAGCUCAAAAGGGUGUAGAUAGCGAACUCACACGUCGGUCAUUAACACACUCAGCUUGGGACCUUACUUCCUCUAAAAGUAAUGAACGUCGUGGAUGGCAUCCUAUGACUUACAAGUUUUCCGAUGCUACUCCUCAGCUUAUACAGUCUAUUAAGGGAAUCGACAAUAUCAACUAUGAGACUGAAUACCGGCGAGAAUGGUGUACUAGUAAAGGGAAACCGGCACCGUGUUUCCUCUUUGCGCGGAAGUUCACUCGUCCCGCCGCUCUCCGCCUCCUCCGUGAGUCUAUCUUGUUGAGGGACAAAGAUCAAGACAGUUAACGUAGUAGAUCCUUUGACCAUUCAAAAUCAUAUACUAUACAUAGGUAUGUAAGAUUACAAAGAGUUAUUACGUUUGUACUUGUAAUUUGUAACACUACAAAGAUGGAAUCUACAUAGAAACUUACCAUUUGGCGAAUGAUUGAAGCCAGCGAGCAUUCAUAAGAUGGGACAGUAGAGAAAGAGCUCAGCAGGGGUGACCUGAGAACACAUGAAAAGAAAGAUCUGAGAUAAUGACGUGGCGUCAUUACAGCCGUUGACUGCACAUGUGUUCUCAUAUCGACCCUGUCGAGAUCCUCUACCUUGGAGAUAUUCCUCUCUUCAAAUCAGCAAUAAUUGAUUUUAUUACAAUUUGAGAUUCGGUUCCAAUGGGAACUAUAAAUACACACAUGACGAAAGGAUUGGGUAGUACACACAAUAAUACCACAGGAAACUGUAGUACAAGAAAUGUCGACAUUGUACUUCUCUGCUAGUAGCCUAGUACAAAGCAAAGUUUUGUACUAAUAUGUGAUUUUUAUCGUCCCUACCCUCGUGAAUUCUA
This is a messenger RNA of Eruca vesicaria subsp. sativa (arugula), 2006 nucleotides long. The record is from the annotation of a GenBank genome assembly. Lineage: Eukaryota; Viridiplantae; Streptophyta; Magnoliopsida; Brassicales; Brassicaceae.